Molecule: messenger RNA, 1506 nt
Organism: Cataglyphis hispanica
Lineage: Eukaryota; Metazoa; Arthropoda; Insecta; Hymenoptera; Formicidae
Gene: Rpt5
Product: 26S proteasome regulatory subunit 6A-B
Exons: 3
Coding region: 113-1399 (428 amino acids)
Biological process (GO): proteasome-mediated ubiquitin-dependent protein catabolic process
Cellular component (GO): proteasome regulatory particle, base subcomplex
Molecular function (GO): proteasome-activating activity; ATP hydrolysis activity; ATP binding
Source: RefSeq, a predicted model, not a curated record
UAUUGUAUUAAGAUGUACUAUACUAACAUUCCGAGGAAUCCGGGGCACGGCUAUCAUUUUAGGAUCCCCUGAAAGAGUUUAAGUUAGAAAAGAUUGAUUGAAGAGUUUUCAAAUGGCAACGCUCGAAGAUAAAUCUAUUUGGGAGGAUGGCGAGGAGACACUGGGCGAAGAUGUUCUGCGAAUGUCCACGGACGAAAUCGUAUCACGUACGCGACUUCUGGAUAACGAAAUCAAGAUAAUGAAGAGUGAAGUGAUGCGGAUUUCGCAUGAACUCCAGGCACAGAAUGAUAAGAUCAAGGAAAAUACAGAAAAGAUCAAGGUAAACAAGACCUUACCAUACCUAGUGUCCAACGUCAUCGAGUUGUUAGAUGUCGACCCACAGGACAUGGGGGAGGAAGAUGGGGCAGUGGUUGAUUUAGAUGCGCAGAGAAAGGGCAAGUGCGCAGUUAUAAAGACGUCGACCCGUCAGACAUACUUUCUACCUGUGAUCGGUCUGGUUGACGCCGAAUCGUUGAAGCCAGGUGAUUUAGUGGGUGUGAACAAGGAUAGUUACCUUGUACUGGAGACUCUACCAGCCGAAUACGAUGCCAGAGUCAAAGCCAUGGAAGUGGAUGAAAGACCUACAGAACAGUACUCUGAUAUUGGUGGACUGGAUAAACAAAUUCAGGAGUUAAUUGAAGCCGUUGUAUUGCCCAUGACGCAUAAAGAGAAAUUCGAAAAUCUAGGAAUACAGCCGCCUAAAGGCGUUCUCCUUUAUGGCCCACCUGGAACUGGGAAGACUUUGCUAGCUAGAGCCUGUGCUGCCCAAACAAAAUCUACCUUUUUGAAACUUGCCGGUCCGCAAUUAGUACAGAUGUUUAUUGGUGAUGGCGCGAAAUUAGUCAGAGACGCGUUCUCAUUGGCCAAGGAGAAAGCACCGGCAAUAAUAUUCAUUGAUGAGCUAGACGCUAUCGGCACAAAGCGUUUCGAUUCAGAGAAAGCAGGUGACAGAGAAGUACAGCGCACUAUGUUGGAGCUAUUGAAUCAAUUGGAUGGUUUUAGUUCGACUGCUGACAUCAAAGUAAUCGCCGCCACGAAUAGAGUAGAUAUUUUAGAUCCAGCGUUGUUGAGAUCCGGACGCUUGGAUAGGAAAAUCGAGUUCCCACAUCCUAAUGAGGAGGCCAGGGCACGCAUCAUGCAAAUUCAUUCACGCAAAAUGAAUAUGUCGCCUGAUGUGAAUUUCGAGGAAUUAUCCAGAUCAACAGAUGAUUUUAAUGGAGCACAAUGCAAAGCUGUUUGCGUAGAAGCAGGUAUGAUAGCAUUACGACGCAAUGCAACAGAAGUGACUCACGAAGAUUUGAUGGAAGCUAUCAAUGAAGUCCAAGCAAAAAAGAAAGCAAAUCUGAAUUAUUAUGCUUAAUUAUUAUGCUCUAUCACACAUCAUUUAUUUAUUAAGCUAACUUUUGUAUAAUAAAUAUAGUAGAGAGAGAGAGAGAGAGAAAGAGGAGAAUAAAUCUUAUCUCAAUA